This is a messenger RNA of Scaptodrosophila lebanonensis, 1569 nucleotides long. It is a transcript of the gene Vps16B, whose product is annotated as vacuolar protein sorting-associated protein 16B. Gene Ontology annotation, cellular component: cytoplasm. The record is from RefSeq and is a predicted model, not a curated record. NCBI's taxonomy places the organism in Eukaryota, Metazoa, Arthropoda, Insecta, Diptera, Drosophilidae. The transcript has a single exon. Bases 11 to 1378 code for a protein of 455 amino acids. Gene Ontology annotation, biological process: intracellular protein transport; vacuolar transport.
UAUCUUGAAAAUGGAGAGCCAAUUGGAAACCGACAACUUUUGGAACCGCUCCUCACGCGCCGCCUUUAGCUUCGACGAUGACGACGACAUUGACGCUGUCGGUGCCAGCGACUUUACAAAGUGGGACAACAAUGCAAUUUUUAACGAUGAUACAAUAUCCGAGGCUAGCUUUGACAACAGCGUCGGCUCGUUAAAUUUAUCCAUUAAGUCCAUCAUCACCGAUGAGGCAUUAAAACUCGUACUACAGGAACAAACACUUGACGAUUGCGUUGUUUGCAAGGGUGUCACGCCGGAGGAAGAGCUGAGGUUACUGCGACGGCAAAUUCAAAAUACCUUAUACAGUCCCUCGCCGGAAGCAACUGCGGUCAAACUGUUACAAGGAAAAACAGUGUCCCUAGAGGUGUUCAAGUCGCUGCAUGAGAAGCAACAGUUGCUGGAUACGCUACUACAAAACGGAGGGGGAGACGCCGUAAUUGGCGUGUUACUGUUUCUGAAGCGAACACUGAACGCUAAUCAGUUCCAUAGUAUACUGCAGAGGCGACCUAAGGCAUUGGAGCACUAUCUCAGCUACCUGCGACAGGCAGGUGAGUUAAAUAGUUGCCUGGACCUAUUGCAGCGUUUUGGGCGCUCCCAGGAGGCAGCACUACUGCAGUUUCAGGCGGCCAUGUCAUGCAACGAAUUGGUCAUCCGAAAACAGCAACUACAGCGUUUAGUAGAUGCCUAUGCCAAUGCAGGAGUGGGCAUUAUACCACUACAUGAGCAAAUUUUUCAUGCAGCCCUCAAGCUGCAGCUGCUUGUCGAAAGGGAACGCGGAUCCGGCUUGGGAAAGCAACUUAGUGACCACGCCACGCCUGUAGAGGUGUUGUAUGCCUGCUGCCAGAUAAAUAAUAACUGGAAGGAGCAGGACAUGUUGAAGCUAAUAUCGCCGCAACGCUUUAGUGCUGAUCAACAGAUCUCGGCAGCGCAAUACGAAUGGACAGCGCUGAAUGAACGUGCUCGCGCCCAGGCCUAUGCGGAUUUGGAGGCGAUUUUCGAGCGCGUACCCACCUGGAACCCUAUUAAGUCCAAGCAGUUCCACAUCAGCUUCGAUCUGGCGCUGGCAGUACAGCGUUUAUACGAGCUAAAGGCACCACCUACAGUGCUGCAAAUGUUUCUCUCUAAGAUGAACAACAAUAGCGAUAAGCUUCGGCUGGCUCAGCGUGUUAAAUGCACGAAGGCAAUCAUCGAUGCCAUGGUGGGACUGAAGCAAGUCCAGGAACUACAAAUUCUAAAGGACACGCUGGCUGAACGUAGCGAUGACCAAUUCUAUUGUGAAAAUGCAAUCAAGGGGCUGCAGACGAAGCGCUGGACUACCGACAACAUCAAGUUGAAAUUGUAGCCGCCCGCACGUGUUACUUUACAAUUGAUGUACAUAUAAAUUUAUUUAAUUAUUUUAUGAAAUGUUUGUAUAUGUAUAUAUUAUGUAUAUAUAUAUGGGUAUGUAUAAUUUAAAUAAUUGCGAAUCACAAGCUGUUAAAAAAUACAUACAAAUUGUAUAUACCAUACAUUAACAAAAAUAAGUGCCUUUUU